Molecule: messenger RNA, 3080 nt
Organism: Gastrolobium bilobum
Lineage: Eukaryota; Viridiplantae; Streptophyta; Magnoliopsida; Fabales; Fabaceae
Product: protein EIN4-like
Exons: 2
Coding region: 510-2807 (765 amino acids)
Biological process (GO): response to ethylene; phosphorelay signal transduction system
Cellular component (GO): endoplasmic reticulum membrane; endoplasmic reticulum
Molecular function (GO): ethylene receptor activity; phosphorelay sensor kinase activity; ethylene binding
Source: RefSeq, a predicted model, not a curated record
AUAAAAAAAAAAAAAAAUUUUGAAUUCUUCUUCUUCUUCUUCUUCUUAGAUUGAAUCAUUCGCCGUUGGGCUUUCGGGUGAGUUCAUUCACCAACACCAAGAGCAUCAAAUCGAAGAAACAAAGCCGUGACUGCAAAGGAAGAAGAUUAUUGAUUGAAACAUGGGUUACACUGCAUCACUCUCUAUCUGAUUUCUUCUGCUUUUUCUUAUUAUUACUACCCUUGAGCUUCCCUUCUUCUUCUUCUUAUUGUAUUGGAUAAUAACUGUAACUGCAAAUUAGGGAGAUUAUUUAUUUGUUUAUUUAUUUAUUUAAAUUUAAUUGGGAUUAGAAAGGCCAAACUUGAAAGAACAGACUAGUGUAGUAGUUGUGAAGUUUAGUUAGUUUAGAUCUAGAGUGUUCAGUUCACCGUGCAUAGCUACAGCAGAUAGUGUGAUGUGAGGUUGAGCUUCUGGGGAUUUAAAAGAUGAUAACUUGGAUGGAUGGUUUGGGAAACUAGUAACUUUUUGUUAUGGAAUUGGAAAGAGGUUUCUGGCAUCCUCUGUUGUUCUUGCUUUUGAUUUAUUCUCUGUCGCGCUGUGUUUCUGGCAUCGAUGCUGAAUAUGCACAGUGCAACUGUGAUGAGGAAGGGCUUUGGAGUAUACAGAGCAUCCUCGUUUGUCAAAAAGUCAGCGACUUUUUCAUUGCCAUUGCAUAUUUUUCCAUACCCAUUGAACUACUUUACUUCGUUAGCUGCUCCAAUGUUCCAUUCAAAUUGGUCUUCCUCCAGUUUAUUGCCUUCAUAGUCCUCUGCGGAAUGACCCAUUUGCUCAAUGCCUAUACUUACUACGGGCCUCACUCCUUCCACUUGUUGCUCUCCCUCACCGUUGCUAAGUUCUUUACUGCUCUUGUUUCCUGUGCCACUGCAAUUACCUUUCCCACCCUGAUUCCUCUUCUUCUGAAAAUCAAAGUGAGGGAGCUCUACUUGAGGCAGAAUGUCUUGGAAUUGGGCCAAGAGGUUGGGAUCAUGAAGAAACAAAAGGAAGCAAGCUGGCAUGUUAGGAUGCUCACCCGCGAGAUUAGAAAGUAUCUGGACAAGCACACCAUAUUGUAUACCACCCUUGUUGAGCUUUCCAAGGCUUUGGACUUGCAUAAUUGUGCGGUUUGGAUGCCUGAUGAGGACAGGCGAGAAAUGCAUUUAACUCAUGAGUUGAAACAAAGAUCAGCAAAGAAUUUUCACAGCUCUAUUCCUAUAAAUGAUCCGGAUGUACUAGAGAUAAGAAAGAGCAAGGGGGUGCGGCUUUUGAGGCCUGAUUCUGCACUAGGAGCUGCAAGUAGUGGUGGAUCUGGGGACUCGGGUGCUGUAGCGGCCAUUCGCAUGCCGAUACUUCAUGUUUCGAAUUUCAAAGGAGGGACACCAGAGUUGGUUGAAACAUCUUAUGCUAUACUGGUUUUGGUUCUUCCAAAUUCAAACUCCAGGGUUUGGACCUCCCAUGAGAUGGAGAUAGUGGAAGUAGUUGCUGACCAGGUGGCUGUAGCCUUGUCUCAUGCGUCCGUUCUCGAAGAGUCUCAGCUAAUGAGCCAGAAACUCGCAGAGCAAAACCGGGCAUUGCAACAGGCUCAAAAGAAUGCAAUGAUGGCCAGCCAGGCAAGGAUCUCAUUUCAGAAAGUGAUGAGUCAUGGAAUGCGGAGACCUAUGCAUUCAAUCCUCGGUUUACUUUCAAUGUUUCAAGAGGACAAUUUAAGAUCUGAACAGAAGAUUGUUAUUGACACAAUGUUGAAAGUUAGCAAUGCACUCUCAAGUUUGAUUAAUGAUGUAAUGGAGAUUUCUGCAAAUGACAAAGGAAACUUCCGGUUAGAGAUGAAACCUUUCCAUCUACAUUCCAUGAUCAGGGAAGCUUCUUGCAUAGCCAAGUGUUUGUGUGUAUACAAAGGCUUUGGUCUUGAAAUUGAUGUCCACAAGUCUUUGCCUGAUCUGGUCUUGGGUGAUGAGGCAAGGUCUUUUCAAGUAAUUCUGCAUAUGAUUGGCUAUUUAUUGAACAUAUAUGACAGAGGGACUCUCAUUUUUCGAGUUUUUCUUGAAAGUGAUAAUGGAGAUAAGGAUGAUAAAAAUUUUGGAAUAUGGAGAUCAAGAAUGCAAAAUGAUUAUGUGUAUGUAAAAUUUAAUUUUCAGAUAACUGGUAUUAGUUCCUACUCAGAUGAAUCAAUUUCAACAAAAAAUCAGGUUGGUAGGAGGCACUACAACUAUGAAACUAAGGAGGGCCUGAGCUUCAGCAUGUGCAAAACGCUGGUGCAGAUGAUGCAAGGUAAUAUCUGGAUAUCACCAAACUCUCUAGGUUUGGCACAAGGGAUGACACUUCUUCUCAAGUUUCAGAUAGGACCAUCACUUGGAAGAUUCAUUCUUGCUCCUAAAGAUUUUUCGAACUCACAGUCACAGUUUAGAGGGCUUAAGGUUGUAGUAGCUGACGACGAUGAUGUAAACAGGACUGUGACCAAGAAGCUGCUUGAGAAGCUGGGUUGUCAAGUAACUGCUGUUUCAUCAGGGUUUGAGUGCCUGGGUGCUAUAAGUGCCUCUGGCAACUCAUUUAAAAUUAUCCUGUUGGAUCUUCACAUGCCUGAAAUGGAUGGUUUUGAAGUUGCAAGAAGGAUUCGGAAAUUCCACAGCCGUAAUUGGCCCUUGAUUAUAGCUCUUACAGCAAGUGCAGAAGAAAACUUGAAGGAGAAAUGCAUACAGGUGGGAAUGCAUGGAUUGAUUCAAAAACCUAUCCUCCUUCAUGAGAUAGAAGAUGAACUUGGAACGGUCCUGCGACGUACAGGUGAAAAAUUGUGAAAACAAUUUUAAGUAUCUCAAAUUUCUUUGGUUCCUCAAAAUUCAUUACUUCGACAUUUUGACAGAGAACCUGGAAUUUCUAACAUACUAAAUAUACUAGGUUCAUUUUGCUAACCAUUUUCCUGUUUAAUCCUUUUGCCAUAUGAUGGAUGAAUUAUGGCUUUCUACAAGGUGUAUUGUGCCACCAUUGAACAGGGAAAGAUGAAAAUAUAAAUUUCCGAAAAAUGCAUAUAAUUUCUUGCAGAUAUUUAUGUGAUAAAUGGAUCUUUAGAA